CCCCCGUCCCCCUCCGCCGAUCCGCCACGCACAACCACCAUGGCUCAUCACCACUCCUCGAAGCGUACCUCCGAGGCGAGCGCCUCCUCCUCGGCGACGCAUCUGCCGAAGAAGGCGCGUCGGGGCUCCGGGGCCGAGUCCAACCCCGCGGUGCCGGCAUCCACUCCGGACGCGGUGAUCGCGCGCAUCGAGCAGAUCAAGCAGCGCAAGCGCGACGACGCGUGGCGCGCCGUGUAUGACCGCGUGCCGCGGAAGAUCCUCCAGCUGGAGGCCCUGAUCCAGCGGUACAAUGACCUGCUGGGCGGGCUGGUCCCGGCGGCGGCGGCGGCCGCGGCCUCUGCCGCCACCGACCCGUGCGACAUCAGCGCGGCCCAGGAGGCGGCCGACUCGCACGCCCGGUCCAUGAUGAAGGCCCAUGCCAAUGCCCGGGCCACCAUGCUGGGGGUUUCACGCAAGACCGCCCGGCUGAGCUUCGUGUCGCAAGUGUCCUCGACGGCCAUGGCGUCGGCUCUCGGCCGGGCGUCGGCCACGGCCGUCGGGCAGCUGGCCGCCGGGGAUCAGCUCGACCUGCUGGCCAUUGUCCGGAAUGUGGAGUCCUCUUGCAAUGGGGACGCGCGCCAUUUCAAUGCCCCGCGGCCGACCCCGAAUCUGCCGUUCCCGCAGGGGCUGGUUCUGCCGAACCUGCCGCGGCUGGAGGAUGGCGCCUCGCAGACGACCACCUCCGCGCCGGCAGCGGCUGCCGGUGCCGAGGACAGCGCCCCGCAGCAGGACACCGGCGCCCCGGUCAGCCCGCACCCGAUGGCCGUCACGGUGCGCGAGCUGCUGGAGUCCAUCAAGCUGGAGAUCAACGAGCAGCUGGACAUCUGCGAUGCCAUCAAGAUCUGGGUCCAGUUGAAUGUCCCGCGCAUUGAGGAUGGCAACAACUUCGGUGUCGAAGUCCAGGAGGAGAUCAUCGGUCAGCUGUCGCAAACGGAGAAUGCCUUCCUCGGCAUCCGCUCGGAGAUCCUGGACUUCUAUCUGUCCCGGGCGAACCUUGUGUCGGCGAUCACCAACAACCCCGACAACCCGGACCUCAUGCAGGCCCUGAUCGAGCACGAUGAGAAGCAGAUGAUGCGCGCCCGCAUGAGCCUGCUGGACCUGCUCAACAACUACCUCAUCAUGUACGACGUCAUCACCAAGAACAUGGAUAAGCUGAAGCGCCCGCGCAGUGAGGUUGCCCUGCACAUGUAUUGAGGCAACUUCCUCCCCUCCCCCCCUCCCCCCCCUC
Fonticula alba is the source of this 1267-nucleotide messenger RNA. RefSeq lists its product as hypothetical. Lineage: Eukaryota; Rotosphaerida; Fonticulaceae. Gene Ontology annotation, cellular component: cytoplasm; proteasome activator complex; nucleoplasm. The transcript has 3 exons. The record is from RefSeq and is a predicted model, not a curated record. Gene Ontology annotation, molecular function: endopeptidase activator activity. The coding region runs from base 40 to 1233 and encodes 397 amino acids. Gene Ontology annotation, biological process: regulation of G1/S transition of mitotic cell cycle; positive regulation of endopeptidase activity; regulation of proteasomal protein catabolic process.